Trifolium pratense (red clover) is the source of this 1695-nucleotide messenger RNA. RefSeq names its product protein NRT1/ PTR FAMILY 5.4-like. Gene Ontology annotation, biological process: oligopeptide transport; transmembrane transport. Gene Ontology annotation, molecular function: transmembrane transporter activity. Bases 1 to 1695 code for a protein of 564 amino acids. Lineage: Eukaryota; Viridiplantae; Streptophyta; Magnoliopsida; Fabales; Fabaceae. The transcript is spliced from 5 exons. The record is from RefSeq and is a predicted model, not a curated record. Gene Ontology annotation, cellular component: membrane.
AUGGAAGAUAGAAGUGGUGACGUUGAAAUCCAUCGCCAUGGCCAUCCCACCAAAACCACCAAAGGAGGAUGGCAUGCUGCCAUCUUCAUCAUAGCAAUGGAAGCUGCAGAGCAAUUUGCAUAUAUUGGUUUGAGUGCAAGUUUAAUAUUGUACCUCACAGAUAAAUUUCAUGAGCCACUUACAGUAGCUGCUAAGAACAAAAACACUUGGGUUGGUGUUUCUUCACUGUUCCCUUUGCUUGGUGGCUUCAUUGCUGAUUCAUAUCUUGGUCGAUUCAAUACAAUCAUCAUCUCAUCCCUCAUUUAUCUCUUGGGCAUGAUAGUGUUGACACUAUCAGUCACAGUACUGAAAAACAAGAAGUUGUUCUUUACCGCACUUUAUGUGUUGUCUGUCGGCAACGGCGGGCACAAACCGUGCGUACAAACAUUUGCCGCCGAUCAGUUUGCUGAAGACACAUUGGAGGAAAGAGAUGCCAAAAGCUCAUUCUUCAACUGGUGGUACCUAGCAAUUGUAAUUGGUUCCGUUUUUGCCGUGUUCGUCGUCUCGUAUCUGCAGGACAAUGUAAGUUAUGCUGUAGGGCUUGAAGUAUUGGUAGCAAUGUUGGUAGGAGCAUUGGUGUUGUUCAUUUUAGGAAUGAAAAGGUAUUCCAUGGAAAGCCCGAAAGGGAGCCCAAUCACAAGUAUUGCCCAAGUUUUUGUUGCUGCAUCUUGUAAGUGGCGCGUGAAGGACACGCACCGCCCUGAAAAUUAUUGGUAUGGCCACGAUCAUGGUAGCUUCCAUGAUCGUUCCGAAUCUCCACCUAAAAUUCAGACUUUGGUCCACACUGAUCAAUACAGAUUUUUAGACAAAGCAAUGAUCAUUGAUGAACAUGAUACUUCAAGCAAAACUAUAAACCCAUGGAGACUAUGCACAAUGACUCAAGUUGAAGAAGUGAAGCUUGUGAUUCGUCUCAUUCCUAUAUGGCUAAGUUGCUUAAUGUUCACAGUUGUUCAAACUCAACUAUCAACAUUUUUCACCAAACAAAGUAGCACAUUAAACAAUUCAAUUGGACCACAUUUCAAACUUCCUCCAGCAUCACUUCAAGGCUUUGUUGGAAUUGUAAUCUUGUUUGCAGUUCCAAUCUAUGACAAAAUUUUUGUCCCAUUUGCUAGAAAAAUUACACGACAUCGCUCCGGAAUAACGGUUUUACAAAGAAUUGGAGUUGGUCUUUUUUUGUCAAUAUUUACAAUGGUUUUUGCAGCUCUUGUGGAGACUAAAAGGGUUCAUGUUGCAAAGAAUCAUAAUCUCAUAGAUAAUACUAAAAAAAAUAUAUUACCAAUGAGUAUUUGGUGGUUAUUACCUCAAUACACUAUUCUUGGAAUUUCUGAUGCUUUCACAAUUGUUGGAUUACAAGAAUUGUUCUAUGAUCAAAUGCCAAUUGCAAUGAGAAGUUUGGGAGCUGCAGCAUAUUUAAGUAUAGUUGGAGUUGGAAGUUUUGUUAGCAAUGGUAUUAUAAGUGUUGUAGUGGAAAUUACUUCAAAGGUUGGUGGAAAAUGGUUGGGAGAUAAUUUGAAUAGGGCACAUCUUGAUUACUUUUAUUGGGUUUUGGCUGUUUUAAGUGCUAUGAAUCUUUGUGUUUAUUUGUGGAUAGCCAAAGAUUUUGUGUACAAGAAGAGGCAUGUGGUUGAAACAAGUAUGGUGGAGUCAAACACCUAG